Messenger RNA from Drosophila biarmipes, 1304 nucleotides. RefSeq names its product putative odorant receptor 65b. Gene Ontology annotation, cellular component: plasma membrane. The transcript is spliced from 5 exons. The record is from RefSeq and is a predicted model, not a curated record. Bases 1 to 1233 code for a protein of 410 amino acids. Gene Ontology annotation, molecular function: odorant binding; olfactory receptor activity. Gene Ontology annotation, biological process: detection of chemical stimulus involved in sensory perception of smell; sensory perception of smell. Lineage: Eukaryota; Metazoa; Arthropoda; Insecta; Diptera; Drosophilidae.
AUGGACUUACGUGGCAACUUGGAUAGAUUUCUCAUAUUUUACAUCGAUGGCUGGAAGAUAUUUAGGGAUCCCCAACUGGAGUCUAAGCACUCUUCAGUUCAUUAUUGGAGGGAACAGAUGAAAGCAAUGUUUUUUUACACAACCUUCGAGGAACGACGGUUACCCUAUCGACUCAUUUGGCACACUUUGGUGUUUAUUCAAGCUGUCAUAUUCUUUGCUUCAAUGUUGUACGGUCUAACGGAAUCGAUAGGAGACAAUGUUGAAAUGGGUCGAGAUCUGGCUUUUAUCAUUGGGGCAUUUUAUAUUAUUUUCAAAAUAUUUUAUUUUAAUUGGUACGGCGAUGGUCUCAAUGAGGUCAUCAACGACUUGGAGGCAUUGCAUCCCUGGGCACUAGAGGGUCCAGGUGCUGUCGAUUUUCGACCUGGCAAGCGCUGGUACUUCGUGAUGGCCUUUUGUUUAUCAUCGUCUUGGGGGCUCUUCUUGUGCAUUUUUCUCGUACUCCUGAUAACAUCACCCAUGUGGGUCCAGAACCAGAACCUUCCCUUUCACGCGGCUUUCCCCUUUCAAUGGCACGACAGAUCGACUCACCCCGUCACACAUGCCAUAAUCUAUUUGUUUCAGAGUUUUCUUGGGACAUAUACUUUAACAUGGCUGCUGUGCGUGGAGGGAAUUUCAGUUUGCAUUUACGGAGAGUUAACCUUUGCCAUCGAAGUUCUAUGCCUCGAACUUCGAAACCUCCACCGGAGAUUCCAUGACAACGAACAGCUGAGACUGGAGAUGAUUCGAUUGGUCAGGUUCCACCAGAAGAUUGUUGAAAUUUUGGACCGUACCAACGAGGUUUUUCAUGGGACUCUCAUAAUGCAAAUGGCGGUUAACUUCUCCUUGGUCUCUCUAUCGGUUUUAGAGGCAAUGGAGGCCCGAAAAGACCCCAAAGUGGUGGCUCAAUUCGGAGUCCUAAUGCUGCUCGCCUUGGGACAUCUGUCCAUGUGGUCGCUUUGUGGAGACAUGUUAUCCCAAACAUCGUUGAAAAUUUCGGAGGCUGCAUACGACGCCUAUGAUCCCACCAAGGGAUCCAAGGAAAAUUAUCGCCUUCUCUGCUUGAUAAUUCGACGCGCCCAGGAUCCACUGAUCAUGAGAGCUAGCCCGUUUCCGCCAUUUAAUUUAAUAAACUACACCGCUAUACUCAAUCAAUGCUUUGGAAUACUGACAUUUUUAUUAAACACUCUGGAUUAAUCUAGACUCUAGAAGAAUAAAAAACAUAUUCAUAUAAUUAGAAUUAUUAUAUACAUCAAAUAAAAAAAAUU